Molecule: messenger RNA, 1294 nt
Organism: Branchiostoma floridae (Florida lancelet)
Lineage: Eukaryota; Metazoa; Chordata; Leptocardii; Amphioxiformes; Branchiostomatidae
Product: glutathione S-transferase 1-like
Exons: 4
Coding region: 99-737 (212 amino acids)
Biological process (GO): glutathione metabolic process
Molecular function (GO): glutathione transferase activity
Source: RefSeq, a predicted model, not a curated record
AGCCGUGACCCCAAGGUCAGGGCACAGAAACAAUACUUUAUUGGCAGCACAGUGAUCGUUUCGACCAGACCUACGCCCAGCUAGCUCCAGUCAGAAUCAUGCCGGUGACACUGUACCACAACAUUCUGUCGGCGCCUUGUCGUGCCGUGAUGAUGUGCGCCAAGACGAUCGGGUUAGAUCUGGAGGAGAAAUCUGUGGACCUGUUUUCGGGGGAACACAUGAAGCCGGAGUUCCUCGCCAUGAACCCCUGCCACUGCGUCCCCACUAUUGAUGAGGACGGGUUCAUUAUGUGGGAAAGCCGUGCCAUCAAUAUCUACCUGAAUGACAAGUACUGCAAGACUCCGGAGAAGCUGUACCCGAAGAACCCCGAGAAAAGGGCACAGAUCAACCUAAUGCUGCAGUACGACCUGUGCUCAUUCAACCCCGCCAUCGUCGGCUACAUGGCCCCACUGCUGUUCGCCAAGAAAGAUCCGGACGAGGAGGCCAAGAAGAAGUUGGCGGACCAGUUGGAAACCUUCGACAAGAUGUUGGAGGGAAAGAAGUACGUCGCAGGCAACGAGCUUUCGCUGGCAGAUUUCACCCUUGGUGGUUCCUGUGGCAUGCUGGGUAUAGUCGGGUACGACACCAGCAGCUACAAGAACAUCGUUGCCUGGCGGGACCGCAUGGUGGCGCUGCCGGGCAUAAAGGACAUUCAGGAGAGGAUGAUGGCGGCGGCGGCUGCCAUGCAGUCCAGCUAAACCUGCCGCUCCCUCCCCCACUAAAUCCAACAAGGAACUUGCUACACGUGUCAGUAUAUCUAUGUACUGUAGCUGUCAUUUUAUGUUGUGUAACUAAACUUAGCUUAGAGCGAAGGCUGGGAUAGGAGGUUAUGAGUAUCAAAUAUUCAGCUUCAGAGUAAUGGAUCACAACCCAAAACUAAACCGUACCUUCAUACAAAUUACAACCUGACUGAUACAAAAGAUUGUCGUUAACUGGAAUCUUGGCUUGAUUUGGUGAAAGAAUAGACAAAAAUGUCAAUAUGUCGAAACUGAGAAUAUGAUAUCGUAGUAUGGCAAUUAUCAUGCAUCCAUCCAUUCAAUCCAUUUAUUCAUUCAAUCGUUCAUAUAAGAGACCGUGAACAUAUCUCUCAAAUGUUCAAUAUUUCUAUAUAGUGUUACUUGAUAUUAUGUGCCCAUUGUCAUAUUGUACGUUAUUCUCUGAUGGCACGUCUGGUUCUAUUCUGCUGUAUAGAAUGAAAUAAAUAAAAUGCUGCUUUUGUUUUGCGUAUGUUUAGUAAAGGAAUAUGUGACAUAUA